GGAUGUGCGACGUCAAGGAGCGGAUCACAUCAAUCAUCCAUCACGGCAUCCGCCAACCCACCGACUUCCGCUUCUGUUUGGCCAUUAAUUCCAUCGAGAACCCCGCGUUUAAUCAUCGCAUUUAAUUUCCCAGUGGUCAUCUCUCCCUGCGACGGGUAACUGAGGUGGGAAACCCUCUUCUCCUCUUAGUUUCUUUGCCCUCUGGUAUUGACAUGUCUCAUCCGGAUGGAGAGCAGAGUUUUUUCAGCCUGGAGCUUUUCGCUCUCUCUCUCCUCUAUGCUUCUCUGCCUUUCUCCAUAACGCUUCCAUCCUUUUCGGCGGGUUUGAACUCGGUUGGCGGCUGUUGCUGUCACUAGAAAGACAAGAUGCCAAGCAGGGUUUGUGGGUUUCAGCCGGCUAUCGACGGCAAGCACCGAGUUUCUACUGCGGCAUGUAUGAGCGAUAUUACUUUUUAGGGAGAGGGCUUCAGGAAAUAUUUUGGAGGAGGUCAGGUCAUCUUGUUUUUGGUUGCUCAAGUGCUUCUUUAGGGAUGUGUUUGACAUUUUACAUGAUGCUUGGAGCUACUAGUUCGUGAUUAUUAUGAUGAAAAAAUGAAGCCUCAGAGCCGUGUGCUUAUCAGAGUGUAGACAAGUAAAAUGUCUGAUACCCUCAAUGAAAAGGUUGGAAGCGACUCUCAUGAAAUCGUACCUGUUCGAGAUGAAAAACGGCGAAAGCUUUCCAUUGAUGUACCCACAAGAAAUAUGGGGCUUUCCUCCAUGAAUUAUCUAAAAGCAAAUGUGCCUUUAACGCCUGGCUCCGAUUCCAAUAGGAUAAAUAUUCUCCCAAUAUGUAGCCCUGCAUCUGCAAAAAUGCAUGCAUCUCCAUGCUCGACAUCAUCUAAGGGUAAACCUUUCAUAAAGAAACUUCUUUCAGGACUAAGCUUCAAGUUCCAGCCUUCAGCUUCAGAAGUAGAGAGAUACGAGACUCAAGCUCCAGAGGCAUAUUCUGCGGAAAAAGGGGGAAAACCUUCCCUGUUGGGCUCGUUUUCCUUUUCAAAAUUAUUCAGCCCGAGAAUUAGGAGGACAUCAUCGUUGCCAAUCAACUCAGACUUACAUGGCAAGAGUCCACAUGGCAGUACAAUGGUUCAUAACAGCUCCUUGGAAAGAAAAGAGGUCCAGCAUCAUAUAUCUCGUUCGCUUUCACUCCCCACAGAUAUCAAACAUAUCAAAUCUAAAAGUAUCAAGAGGAUGAACUCCCUAGGCGGUGUAUUCCGAGUAAUUCCUUCUACUCCACGUGUGGUGGACUUGAGUAGCCCAGUGGCAGAUUCCAUCACUCCCGUAGACUCUGCUAUUGAUGGUGAUGGUGAGGACAUACCUGAGGAAGAGGCUGUCUGUCGAAUCUGUAUGACAGAGUUGUCAGAAGGCAGUAAUACUCUCAAGCUAGAAUGCAGCUGCAAAGGUGAACUUGCAUUAGUCCAUCAAGAAUGUGCUGUCAAGUGGUUUAGCAUUAGAGGGAAUAGAAAUUGUGAAGUUUGUGGGCAGGAAGUUGAGAAUCUAUCUGUAAGACUGCUACGAGUGCAAAGUGUUCAGACGGCUACAACACUCCCAGGCAUGUCCAGACAAAGAACAGUGUAUUUUUACAGGUUCUCGCACGAGAUGCCUGUUCUCGUCAUCAUUAGCAUGCUUGCGUAUUUUUGCUUCCUCGAGCAGCUAUUGGUAAGAAACAUCUACACCUCUUGUAGCUUAUCUAUACAUGACUGGUACAAUUGGCAGGUAGCAGAUGUCGGUACUGCUGCACUAGCUAUUUCGGUGCCCUUCUCAUGCAUCUUGGGAGUAUUCGCAUCCCUCUCCGCAUCAACCAUGGUGAUGAAGAGAUUUGUUUGGAUCUACGCGACGGUUCAGUUUAUGUUGGUGGUCUUCUUCGCCCAUCUUUUCUACUCCUAUCUUCAUAUGCAAGUCAUUAUAUCCAUCGUCCUCGCUAUGUUUGCUGGAUUUGGUGUUGCGAUGUGCGGAAAUACGAUCGCCAUCGAGUCGUGGAGAUGGAGGAGGAGGAGGAGGUGGCACGUUGCGUCAGCUGGCAGUCUCACUCCUCUAGAGAUUGUGCCAUCGUCGAGCCAACAACAGGUACAAUGAGCACACAGUCUCUCUCAACAUUUGCAUCAUCACAGUGGAGUGAGUGAUAGCAAUCUUUGUCGAGGGAAAUCAUUCCUCCUGAUCUCUAUUAUGUUUGUGGAGUGGUGGAUCACAAGACUGAUCAUUUGUUGCUGGGCCAAAUGGGUAUCUAUCUAAAGCUAAUUAUAAUCUUCGGAGUUGA
Musa acuminata AAA Group (dessert banana) is the source of this 2292-nucleotide messenger RNA. RefSeq lists its product as uncharacterized. The transcript has 8 exons. Bases 636 to 2111 code for a protein of 491 amino acids. The record is from RefSeq and is a predicted model, not a curated record. Lineage: Eukaryota; Viridiplantae; Streptophyta; Magnoliopsida; Zingiberales; Musaceae. Gene Ontology annotation, molecular function: zinc ion binding.